GUAAAUGCUCAACAAUUAUUAUUGUUGUUGUUGUUAUUACCGAAAGACCAUGACUGUUCUUUCGAAGAGGAUUUGCGUCUCAGCAACCCAGUCUUAAUUUACACUGACCUUUUUUCCUUUGAGCAUUUCAUCAGCAUUCAAUAAAAUGUUGAUGACUGCUCUUUAGAAGACAGCUGUGCAACAUAAAGUAUUAUAAAUAUUCAGCUUUCGUAGCCUUGCCACCAACAGCUGGGCGUAAGGUUCAGUACAACAGAUUUCUGCACCGAAAGAGCUUGGCAGGUUCUUGAGUCAGUUUGGGGCAGAAAGCGAGAAAUAGUUUCUUAGGGUUUGGGGACUAGUAAAGAUCUAAAGCAUCUGUUCCCUGGUUAAGUCAGAGUUUGGUAGCAUUGAAUCAUGUUAAGAGCUAAAAUGAUGGGCAAAACUACUUUUUUCACCUUGACUCUACCUAUAUUGAGAUGUCUAAUACAUUACUUCUUCAAAUGACAAAGUACUUUUAACUUCAAAAAAAGUGUUAAAAGGUCACUCAAACUGGAUGACAUCGUACAGGAUAAGCUACUCGAUGUGACGCCUUCCAGCCCCAGAAGGAAAUUCACAGAAAUGUUUUCACCAACAACAGGAACCCGUCAAAUCAGUCCAUUUUCAUCAUCUCCAAAUUGUAAAAUUCAGAAGAUCAAGAAUGACCAGCCAAAAGACAAAAUGGAAUCGACUGACCUUCACCCCAGGGUUUCCAGUAGAGAGCAAUCUCCUGCUGAAGAGAAUGACAAGCUUCUGAUGCUACACUCUAAAAUAGAAAAGUCAUUGGAAUCAUUCAUGGAACAGAGACAACGCUUGGAGAGCUUACAGGCUUUGGAGGGCAGCAAAGAGCUGGCAAUGAUCCUCGGCGACUUCUCUCACUCCUGCGAUUUAAAAGCCGAACUGCAGAAAACUAAAGAACUAAUGGUGGAAAUUAAAAGGCGGAAACUUCUAGAAAGGAAUGACCCAAGGCAUCCCACCCAAGGCAUUAAGGAGAAAUGCCUUCGGUACAAACACCAAAUUCUACAUCUGCCCGAUCGUAUUUAAAAGGACAGAAGAAAUGUUUGUAAAUCAAUCUGCCCGGCAAAUACCAGUUAAGGACGGCUCACAGCACGAGGCAGGUGCAUGUCUAGAUAAAAUUUCUUGCAUCUAAUUUAAACUUUACUAUGCACCCCGGCAGAUAAUCUCAAUGUAAAUAAUACAUAGCUUCAUAACUUUUUGGAAAGCCAGUAUGUACAAGCUGAUCUUGAUUUAUUGCUUUAUAUCAAAUAUAUAUUUUAUAAGUGUUUUAAUAAAGCACACUAAAGCUUC
Ornithorhynchus anatinus (platypus) is the source of this 1323-nucleotide messenger RNA. RefSeq names its product integrin subunit beta 3 binding protein (gene ITGB3BP). The coding region runs from base 598 to 1059 and encodes 153 amino acids. Gene Ontology annotation, biological process: CENP-A containing chromatin assembly; regulation of DNA-templated transcription. The transcript is spliced from 8 exons. Lineage: Eukaryota; Metazoa; Chordata; Mammalia; Monotremata; Ornithorhynchidae. Gene Ontology annotation, cellular component: nucleoplasm. The record is from RefSeq and is a predicted model, not a curated record.